CAUGAAAUGGAAGAUUCAGUGACAAAAAGGAUUCUAAAUUCKUUUUAUGUGCUUUUKAGCGUCGUAGGACAAACUGGUCAAAAUGUUAUAUUACCUUUGUGGAUUGACUCAGGUCGGCCGAGAAAGACGACUAACGCAACGAUCUCGAACAACACAGAUGAAUUUCGACCUUUUAUGGACCAAACUUUUGUUUCGACGUUUACAACAAUCUGCAUAGCAAUUCUAUAUGGUACURCGUGGGCCAUCAGAGCUCUCUGCUUCACUAAAAGCAGUGAUCAAAGGUUUAAUUUUAAACUGAUACCUUUAAAAUUGUUAGCGUUGACUAGUUCGUGUGGUACAAUCACCGACAAUUUGAUUAUGUUUUCCGCAAGUGGAAAAAGAACAGCUCCUUAUCUUCAAGCAAUAUUAACGAACAUUACUAUUCCUGCAACAUUAGUGUUAAGAUAUUGCAUUCUGAAAAAGUCUCCAACCAGGAAAAAACUUAUAUGUGCCAUAGUAACAGUUCUGUCGUUAUUCCUGUGUCUUCUGCCGUCCAUUUUACCUGGAAUUGACCGAAAAUCCAGGAACAACAAAGUGCAAGGUGGUGCUAGGGGAAUUGCUGGAAUCAUAUGGCCUUUGAUCUUUCUUGCUGCCUUUGUUUUUCAGGCUCUCACAUAUAUUGUUUCGGAGAAAUUAUUCCAAUCUACAAGGCAGGACUUGGAUGUCAUUGGACUUUUAUUCUUAAAUCACUGUAUGCUGAUAAUACUUAUGCCAGUAACAAUAUUAUUAGAUGCUCUUCCGUUCUUUGGAAAUGUUGAUAGCUUGUCCAAAGUAAUUUUGAAUUUAUCCUUUGGUGUCCGUUGUUUCUUUGGUAAAGGAGGUUGUUCGUUUUACCCUGCAGUAUAUGCUCUUCUUUUUAUUUUAUUUUCUGGUGGUUUUGUACUCGGAUCGUCGUGUCUUCUUCGCUACUCUGAUGGAGCCACUUACAUGGCAUUAGUACUGGUUUUGGCAACCCCUCUUGGAUUCUUCUUUUGGACUCUUUUUAAAGAACAACCAACCCUCCACUGGGAUCCUCAAAUGAGYGYYACCACGUGGYUGAAUAUUAUAGGACUUGUAUUCAUGGUGCCGGCCAUUUACAUCUAUAACACAAAGUCGAACGAGAAAAGAGCACAGGAAGACCAACUAGAAGUGGAGACGACUCCUUUGUUGACUUGAAUGGCUCCUUUCAAAUUGAUUCCUCUUCUGAAAAUAAUUUAUAAGAUCAUUACUGUUUUUCCAGCGUAACAGAAAAACGAUACAAUUUCAACGUUUACAUCGCAAGAAUGGCUAGUUAAAAAAUUAAUUUAAUUAAA
Molecule: messenger RNA, 1331 nt
Organism: Exaiptasia diaphana
Lineage: Eukaryota; Metazoa; Cnidaria; Anthozoa; Actiniaria; Aiptasiidae
Exons: 6
Coding region: 7-1194 (395 amino acids)
Source: RefSeq, a predicted model, not a curated record